Penicillium canariense is the source of this 1560-nucleotide messenger RNA. Its product is annotated as chitin deacetylase CDA6. The transcript has a single exon. Lineage: Eukaryota; Fungi; Ascomycota; Eurotiomycetes; Eurotiales; Aspergillaceae. Gene Ontology annotation, molecular function: hydrolase activity, acting on carbon-nitrogen (but not peptide) bonds; chitin binding. Bases 1 to 1560 code for a protein of 519 amino acids. The record is from RefSeq and is a predicted model, not a curated record. Gene Ontology annotation, biological process: carbohydrate metabolic process.
AUGCAUUUGCAUCGGCUUCUAAUUAUCCUCGCUCUUCAAGUCGGUCUAUCUUAUAGCUGUCUCGACCUCAGAACGGUGCACCAAACGGUCGUCGUCCUCGAAGAGCCCGCAACUAUCCAAGGCCAACCCCAGCCAGAGUCGAUACAAACUUCUGUGCCCAACCCGUUUUACGAACAGUCUGUGUCUGCGAAUGGCGAGGAUCAAUCUGAGGGUGUUCAUCUGAGGUUGCGCGCCAUCAGCGGUGUCACCAAACAGCUCGACUACAAAUGCGGUCCGAAAUGGGGCAAAUGCCCCAGUGGUACUUGCUGCUCCGGUGCAGGUAGGCCAAGUCAUGCACCCUGUUUGAUGGUUCGAGUCACUUACAUGGUCUGGAUACCAGGCUUCUGCGGAACCACCAAGGCUCACUGCCGUUCUCCCGAGUGCAUGAUUGACUUUGGCAACUGUGAUUCCAACAAAGCCCCGAAGGGACCACCCACGAAGGAAAUCCUUCGACCUCACAUCGGCCAGGUUCCUUAUGGUCCGCAACAGAUUCGCUCCUGCACAGUUCCUGGGACGAUUGCUUUUACUUUCGAUGACGGUCCGACUCGUUACACCGGUGACCUCCUUGACCUCCUCGAUCGGUACGAAGCGCCAGCAACUUUUUUUAUCACUGGUAUCAACAAUGGCAAGGGGGCUAUUGAUGACCCGAGUUUGCCCUGGGCCGAAUUGAUUGAGCGAAUGACUCUCAGUGGCCAUCAAAUUGCGAGUCACACUUGGUCACACGAGGACCUCAGUAAGGUGACAAGCCAACAGCGUCAUGAGCAGAUGCUCAAGAACGAGGUUGCGAUUCGGAAUAUCAUGGGCAGCUUCCCUACUUACAUGCGUCCCCCCUACUCUAGUUGUAUCCCCGGUUCAGGUUGUCCCGAGGAUCUGGGCGAUCUAGGAUACCAUAUCACUCUGUACGAUAUCGACACGGAUGAUUACAAGAACGACAGUCCGUACCUCAUCCAGCUUUCAAAGGACAUUUUUGAUCGCGCCCUGUCUACUGGAAGUCCAGCUACGAAGUCUUGGUUGGUCAUCGCGCACGAUGCACACGAACAGACCGUCCAUAACCUCACCGAGCACAUGCUGGAAACGAGUGGGAGACUUGGUUACCGGCCGGUCACUGUCGGCGACUGCCUCCGUGACCCCCGCGAUAACUGGUAUCGCAGAGACGUCCGCUGGUCCGGGCACAUGAAUAAGAGCAAAAUCCCAAAGAAAGGCCCGAAAAAGUUCAAUAUUGCGCAGCAAAUAUCCGCUGAUGGCACCUGUGGCGCAAACUAUACCUGUCUUGGCUCGCCUUUCGGAUUGUGCUGUGGCAGCAUGAACCUUUGUGGAAAUUCCACCACUCACUGCGGCUUUGGCUGCAAGAAGGAAGCUGGGUACUGCGCGGUUCAGAUGCCCUCAAACGGCGACGCUUGGGACCCAGAUUUCUCUGAAGGGAGGAGUGGCAAAUCUGAAGCAGACUCCAGCGUUCGAUCCGUUAGGACUGCGGCUGUCACGUCGUUAGUGCUGGCCCUCAUCGUAGCUUUGUGGAUAUGA